GCUUUUCAGUCUGCUAAAGGCACGGUGGAUACACUAGGAUGGACACAGAGGAAUUCCCUCCCCCACCACCAGAAGUUCUAGAGCAUGAACCAAAAGCCACUGGUACGAACGAUGAAGAGGAGGACGAGGGAGAACAGUUUGACUUUGACAGUGGAGAUGAGAUACCAGAAGCAGACAGGCAAGCCCUUGUGCCGCCUCCUCCUGAUCCUGGAGAUAGUAUAGAGCACCAAGAGGUUAAUGCCGUAGCUAAAGGGGCUGAUAGUUUAGAAAACAGUGAGAAGUUACGAACAUCAGAACCUGCUGCGGAAGGCACUCCGGCCAAAGUAAACCCCUACUCAGUCAUAAAUAUUUCACCAAUCCAAGACAAGGAUCCAUCCUCCUCACCAGAACCAAGUCCUCAAGAUGAAUGUGCGAGUCCAAACUUGUCUGGUGGAUAUUCUGUUCCUGUCCCCUGUGGCUAUGCUGUGCCAUCUAAUUUACCUUUGAUACUGCCAGCAUACUCCAGUCCUGUCAUAAUACGCAGUGUUUCUGUAGAUGAAGAAGCAGGUACACAGUCAGCAACUGAAGAAUGUCAUUGUAAUUCGGUAAACUCAGAGGAGCCUCAAAAUAGUGAAGAUAACCAGGCCAAGAGAGAGGAUGAUGUUCUGGCCAAGUGGGUUGCAGAUCCUGCUAAUACGGCAUGGAUGGAAAACCCAGAUGAAGUAAUUUACGAUGAUGUGCCAAGAGAAAAUUCAGACUCUGAACCAGAGGAAAUGAUCUAUGAUGAUGUUGAAAAUGGUGAUGAUGGUGGAAACAGCUCGCUGGAAUAUGGGUGGAGUUCAAGUGAGUUUGAAAGCUAUGAAGAACAGAGUGAUUCUGAGUGUAAAAAUGGAAUUCCCAGCUCCUUUUUGCGAGGCAACCACAAGAGACAUCUUUCUCAUGACCUAACGCGUUUAAAGGAGCAUUAUGAAAAAAAGAUGAAAGAUUUGAUGGCAAACACUGUGGGAGCAGUAGAGAUUCAGCAACUAAAGCAAAAACAUGAGCUGAAGAUGCAAAAGCUUAUGAGAGCUGCUAGAGAAGGUACCAAAGAUGGGCUCGAAAAGACAAAAGCAGCUGUGAAGAAGGGUCGUUCUUUCAUUAGAACAAGAUCCUUUAUUUCUCAAGAUCAUAGACCAUCAUGUCUGGAAGAAGAGGAACUAAAUUUAUUUAUUGAUGUGGACUGUAUGCAUACAGAAGCAAUUAUGACUCCUAUGCCUGAAGGAUUAUCACAGCAGCAGGUUGUGAGAAGGUAUAUUUUGGGUUCUGUAGUUGACAGUGAGAAGAAUUACGUGGACGCUCUCAAAAGAAUCCUGGAGCAAUAUGAGAAGCCCCUUUCAGAUAUGGAACCAAAAUUAUUGAGUGAAAGAAAACUCAGAAUGGUUUUUUAUCGAAUUAAGGAAAUUCUUCAGUGCCAUUCAAUGUUUCAGAUUGCACUGGCGAGUCGUGUGUCUGAGUGGGACUCUGUUGAAAUGAUUGGUGAUGUCUUUGUUGCUUCAUUUUCUAAAUCUAUGGUAUUGGAUGCAUACAGUGAAUAUGUAAACAACUUCAGUACAGCAGUAGGGAUUCUCAAGAAAACGUGUGCCACAAAACCUGCCUUUUUAGACUUCUUAAAGCAGUGCCAGGAGUCAAGCCCCGAUCGAAUUACACUGUAUGGUUUAAUGAUGAAACCUAUCCAGCGCUUUCCACAGUUCAUUCUACUAUUGCAGGAUAUGUUGAAGAACACUAACAAAGGACAUCCCGACAGAUUACCUUUACAGAUGGCUCUUACAGAACUUGAAAUGCUGGCAGAAAAGUUAAAUGAAAGGAAAAGGGAUGCAGAUCAGCGCUGUGAAAUAAAGCAAAUAGCAAAAGCAAUGAACGAGCGUUAUCUGAACAAGCUACUCAGCAGUGGGAACAGAUACCUCGUACGGACUGAUGAUAUGGUUGAGACGGUUUACAGUGACAAAGGAGAAAUUAUCAAAACCAAAGAACGACGACUUUUCAUGUUAAAUGAUGUACUAAUGUGUGCAACAGUAAAUAUUCGCUCUUCCUAUGAAAGCAGUGGCACUGUGACAACUGGCCAGAGGUAUUUAUUGAAGUGGAGCGUACCGCUGGGACAAGUGGAAGUCAUAGAGUAUGGCAGCAGCGAGGGCCAAGGAGAGAACUGCAGGUUUCCACCCCAGCACUCUGCUGAAAAUGUCGUCAUAAACUCUAAGCCAAACAAGCUCUAUAUGGGACCAGGGCAACUGUACCAUGAUCUGCAGAACCUUUUACAUGACUUGAAUGUAGUUGGUCAAAUUAGUCAAUUAAUAGGCAGCCUUAAAGGAAACUAUCAGAACUUAAACCAAUCUGUAGCCCAUGACUGGACCUCAGGUUUACAAAAACUGAUUUUGAAAAAAGAAGAUGAAAUCAGAGCGGCAGAUCGCUGUAGAAUUCAGCUGCAACUCCCAGGAAAACAGGACAAGUCUGGGCGGCCCACUUUCUUUACAGCCGUGUUCAAUACAUUUACCCCUGCCAUCAAACAGUCUUGGAUCAACAAUUUACAAAUGGCUAAACUGGCCCUUGCAGAGGAUAACCUGUUAGGUUGGUUCUGUGUGGAAGAUGAUGGGAAUCAAAUCAAAAAGGAGAAACAUCCUCUCCUUGUUAGACACAUGCCAGUGAUGAUGGCCAAGCAGCAGGAGUUUAAGAUUGAAUGUGCUGCUUAUAAUCCUGAACCGUACCUCUCUGGUGAAAUGGAAUCAGAUUCCUGUGCCAUGGAACAUGGUUUUCUUUGGAUUGGCAGUUGUACUAAUCAGAUGGGCCAGAUUGCAAUAGUCUCAUUUCAAAGCUCCAGCCCCAAGGUUAUUGAGUGCUUCAAUGUGGAAUCACGGAUUCUCUGCAUGGUCUACAUACCAGAGGAGGAGAAACUGAAAGAGCAAAACAAGGCUCUUGACUGUGAAGAUGUUCUUGCAAAAGCUUCUAAUGUGCCUACUAUUUGCCUUGGCAUGGAAGAAGGAAGCAUUUCUAUUUACAAAAGUUGCCAAGGCUCAAAGAAAAUUCGGCUUCAACACUUCUUCACUCCUGAAAAAUCAACUGUUAUGAGCUUAACAUACAUGUCUCACUACUUGUUUGCUGGCUUGGUAAAUGGAAACAUCUCAAUCUACACAAAAGCGGAAGAUGGGACAUGGAACACGGAACCUCAGAAGAUAGUUAAAUUGGGAGUUCUGCCUGUUAGAAGUCUGCUUGUGAUGGAGGAGACCAUUUGGGCUGCAUGUGGUGGACAAAUUUUUAUAAUCAGCACUGUGACACAUUCCAUAGAGAGCCAUUUUGAAGCCCACCAAGAGGAAGGGAUGGUAAUCUCUCACAUGGCUGUUGCUGGAGUGGGGAUCUGGAUUGCCUUCACAUCUGGAUCUACGCUUCGCCUUUUCCACACUGAGACACUGAAACACCUCCAGGAUAUUAACAUUGCCACACCUGUUCACAAUAUGUUGCCAGUGUCUUCACAAAAAGCACGCCAGUGAAUGGAAAUGGAAAUUUAUUUCAGGCGUAGAACAUUAUUACAGCAAAUGUUCCAAGGGAGAAUCCGUUCUAAAAAUGAAAUGAAUUUCAAUUAUUUAGCAGCAGCUCUUGGGCCUGUUUAUAUGAUCCCAAUAAUGCUGCAGCAACAAAGGCUAAAAGACAGAGGAGUAGGAGGUUUACAUAAUAAAGCAGCAGUAAGGACCUUUUGGAACGAAAAGCAUCCAAAGAAUAAAUCAAGGACUGUGUAGUAUAUACGGAGGUUAGAAAAGAAAAAAACAAAGUGAAACAGAGGAGUGAAGUAGCUGUGUAUUUACAAAAUAUGUAUUUGCCUUUACUGAGGUUGUUUAGAACUUGUAGUUUUAAAGGCAACAGCUCUGUUAGUUUUCUGAAAUCCAACAGGAGUUCCUUAGCAUGCAAAAAUAACAGAUAAGUAAAAAUUCAACUUGUGUUGAAAAGAGAGAGAAGAAAUUGGUGUAAAAAUAUUGCUAAGAGUCUUAAGAAGAGAGAUUAGAAAGGCAAGAUCUCAAUAUAACUUUGAAGAAACUGGACUUCUUUUGCCAAGAUUUCAGUAGGGACAAAAAUAUGGCCUGAUAGGCUACCUGGAGAUGUCAUCUGUGUCUUCGUUUAAAGCAAUGUAAAUGAGAGGAAUGUCACUCUGUGAGGUUAAUGAGAUUAUUUUGUUGUUACACAGUAGAAGUAACAGGAAGAAAUUACUGUCACCAUCAGAAAUGGUUACCAUGAGUUACAGUGCUGUAUUUAAAGGGUAGCUGUAGUAACUAAUUAAGAUAGAGAAGUAGGACGUUCUCAUAACCUUAGUAACCAGUUCUCAUAGCAUUAGGUUUUCCCAAUUUUGUUCUUCGGAGAAGACGGCUUUAAAUAUCACUGCCUGCUCUCCUUGUUGUAAAGGCUGUGCCUCCUUUGCUUUGAGAGAGACAACCCUGCAGCACGGCGGGCAGGACAGAAUCGCAGAGGAACGAAGCGUAAGGGAAACGGCCCGGGAGGUGAUUGUCCUUGUGAUUCGGCAAAGUUUAGUAAUGUAAAAAAGCAGACUGUGUCUGGCAGAAUCUUUGAUCUGCUGGACGUAUCUUUUUAAAUCAGUGGCAGUCCACUUACGAAGAAUGGAGCUGGGAGGGCUCUUGCUUUCUGGAGUUAUGGAAAGUUUGUGUGUAGGAAUGCAGGACUGGAAAUCAAACCAGGGUCAUAGGGGCAACCGUGGGAUAGACAUUUAGUCCAGAGUGGUCCAUGGUAUCUUUGCUUCAUAUAUCAUCAAAAAUACUUCCAAUAAUGUAUAGCAAGCUUAUGUUCUAUAAAAAGACACCAAAAAAGCACAAUUGCCAUAUGAGAAAGGAAGAGAAUGGUUGAGAGGGAGAGCAUCAUCAUUGCUAUAGGUCCAGGUAACUAUUUAUUUCACUGUCGAGUAAACCACAGUACAGCAGACAAAUAUACACACUUCACUAGUGCAAUGCACUUCAUUUGUAGAGCAAGUUCAUGCUUGGCGUUUGUGAUCUGUAGUUGAAAUCUCAACAAAGGCAGCUUUUCACCAGCCUAUA
Molecule: messenger RNA, 5045 nt
Organism: Egretta garzetta (little egret)
Lineage: Eukaryota; Metazoa; Chordata; Aves; Pelecaniformes; Ardeidae
Gene: ARHGEF10
Product: Rho guanine nucleotide exchange factor 10
Exons: 27
Coding region: 39-3497 (1152 amino acids)
Biological process (GO): actin cytoskeleton organization; mitotic spindle assembly; positive regulation of stress fiber assembly
Cellular component (GO): centrosome
Molecular function (GO): protein binding; guanyl-nucleotide exchange factor activity
Source: RefSeq, a predicted model, not a curated record